UGCUCUCCCUCGUGAUUAUCUUUUGCUUUGUUGGCUUCUACUAGUGUACAAAAAAAACAAACAGGGUAACACUUGUUCCAUCAAAUGGAGAAUGCUGUCGUUAAAACGUCGAAUCUUUCAGACAUCAUCUCCAAGUUCGCUAAAGUCUGCAAAUUUAGAUCCGUUGGUGUGUUCCCUGACCACCAGAAGCCGAGUCUGAACAAGCCUUGUGAUGAAGAAGUAGAAGAAGUCUUCGAAGAUAAUAAAGCUAAGGAAACUGAAGCAACCCAUAUCAGUAGCAAACCCUCGAGAAAGGUUCCAACAUUAAGUUGGAACGAUGAUGAUGCGAUUUGGAAGGUGUUCGACACUGUUUCAUCGCUUAAGCUCGCGUAUCUCGAGUUUCAACAAGCUCAUUUGCCUUAUGAUCCAGACAAGAUCAUACAAGCUGACAACCUCGUCGUGUCUCACCUCGAGACGCUACGAAGUUUCAAACGUCUCUACCUCAAAACCAAGAAGCAGCUCCAUGCCAAGACCGAGCUGAGAGAUGAAGUCGAAGUGAAUGAGAAGAUUUUGGAGAAACUCAAAGCGAAAAUGAAAGCUAAGGAGAGUGAGAUUCACUUUCUCAAGGAGAAACUAAACUCUUUGGUUGCAGAGAACAAGAAACUCGAGGAUAAGAUAGUUGUGAGUGUCUCUUCCUUUGAGUUUGUCUUUAGAGCAGCUUCUAAGUCGAUACACGACUUUUCAAAGCCAUUAAUCACUCUCAUGAAAGCUACAGAGGACUGGAAUCUCGAGAAAGCUGUUGAAUCCAUCGUUGGAAACGUAACAUACGCCAAGAACUCAGACAAGAAGUUUGCUUUUGAGUCAUACAUUGUUCAGAGAAUGUUCCACGGCAUGAAGCUUGAUAAUCCUUGUGAUGUGACUGAACUAAUGAGUUUAGAUGAUCCUUUGGACGCGUUAGCAGCGUUUCCUGAUUCCGCGUUUGCAAGAUUCUGCGGUCAGAAGUAUUUAUUAGUUGUUCAUCCGUUGAUGGAAGCUUCCUUCUUCGGGAAUUUGGAUAUGAGGGGACUUGUUCUGCUUGGUAAGCAUCCAAGAACGGUGUUUUAUCGAAUCUUUGCGAAAAUGGCGAAGUGGGUAUGGGUUCUUGGAUCGUUUGCAGCUUCUUUGGAUCUAAAAGCAAAGAUGUUUGUGGUCAGAAGAGGGACAAGAUUCUCAGGUGUCUACAUGGAGUCUGUAGUGGGUGAUGCAAAAGAAGAAGAGGACUUAAGAGUUGAAUUCAUCACAAUGCCAGGGUUUAAGGUUGGAGAUUCAGUGUUUAAAUCUCAUGUUUAUCUUUCUCAAACCAAAAGGUGA
Eruca vesicaria subsp. sativa (arugula) is the source of this 1329-nucleotide messenger RNA. Lineage: Eukaryota; Viridiplantae; Streptophyta; Magnoliopsida; Brassicales; Brassicaceae. The record is from the annotation of a GenBank genome assembly.